Molecule: messenger RNA, 1016 nt
Organism: Folsomia candida
Lineage: Eukaryota; Metazoa; Arthropoda; Collembola; Entomobryomorpha; Isotomidae
Gene: Lamtor3
Product: ragulator complex protein LAMTOR3-A
Exons: 5
Coding region: 194-577 (127 amino acids)
Biological process (GO): positive regulation of TOR signaling; cellular response to amino acid stimulus
Cellular component (GO): Ragulator complex
Source: RefSeq, a predicted model, not a curated record
UCAAAUUGGCCCGAGUGAGCAAAACAGGUUAUUUUUGUUACAAAAGUCACGAGACAAAUAUUUUGGAAUUACAUAAUAGUGAACAGCACAGAGAGCGGAUAAUAUUUCAGAUAAACCACUUAUCAGCGAGGAGGACGAGGAAGUACCAUCUGUUGCUUAAUAAACUUUACCGAAAUUCGGAGGGGACGUGAAGAUGUUGACUCCAGCAGAUGAAAUGAGGAAAGCACUCAUGCAAAUUUUAACUAGUAUUGACGGACUUUACGCCAUUAUUUUAAGCGAUCGAGAUGGUGUUGCGAUUAUUAAAGUCGUUUUGGAGUCCACGCCGGAACUAGCCUCACGAAUGAAUUUCUUAUCCACUUUCGGAAAUGCGACCGACCAAGCAGGAAAAUUGGGAAUGGGGAAAAACACCAAGAUUAUUUCCAUGUAUAAAAAAUUGCAGGUCAUCCAAAUUAGCAAGAUUCCUAUUGUGAUAACUCUCAUCGCCUCAAUUUCUGCUAACACGGGAUACCUUUUAACUCUGGAGAAGACCUUGGAUCCAUUAGUGAACGCGUUAAAGGGGAAUGUCCACGCGGAAUGAGGGCUUAUCCGACUUAUCAGUUAUUUCAAUGUUAAUUGAAUUUUAAAGUAAUGCUAUUAUAUAGUCAGUUAGUCAUCGCAUGUAUGGCAAUUUUAACUAUUUAAAUGCUUAAGUUUGACGCUGUAUUUUGCAUUUUGAUAUAAUUUUAAUUCUUUAUCAUCUUGUCAGACGAAAAUUAUCGCCUGGCUUAAAGUUUUAAUGUAAGAAAAUGGGAAAUUGUUUGAAUAUUACGGUACCAAUUGAAGAUAAUUUUUUUCUUCGUGGAUGAAGAUAAAGAUGAAGAUUUAACGAGGUGAUUUUUGUAUAAUUUUAGUUUUGUUCUUACACAAAGAUGGAUAUUUAUAUAGGGACAGAUAAUUUAGGGAAGAAGAAUAAUCAAUCAUAUAUUUAAUUUUUGUACUAAAAUAAUUCAUUGAGGAAUAAUAAAAGAUAAGCCAGA